AUGUGGAUGUGCCUACCAGGGGUUUGUGGUGGAAAAUCUCGUCAACCCCUAUCUUCAUCACCCUUCUUCCUUUUUUCUGAAUCAUCUGACCUUUCAGCGAGGUCCCCGACAACGGCGCCAAUUUUCCAAGGGUUACCUGAAACUGGAUUAUAUUUGGGCCUAGACGUGAGGUCCAGACUCCUUUUGAGGCAGUGUCCAACUUCUUCUGGUAUCGAGAUACCGCUGUUCGAGUUUCUCAUAGGUAACAAUAUUAUAAUUCAUAAAGAGUGUGGAGAACCAAUCAGUGAUAACGAGACGUAUUUCAAGUUCAGAGAGUUGAUGGAGAAUGCAUUUGUGGCACUUGAAAAUGAAAUUGCAAAGAGUGAGGAUAGAUUCUGCAGAAGCAGUUACGAAUGGGUGGAGUUGAUGGCACAGUGUGAGGGUGACUCGGACACUUGCGAGUGCAACGAGUGCGUCAGUGAUGCGGUGCGUUUUGCUAAGGAAGAAUGCUCUGCCUCCAUUUCUGUUCGGAUAUAUCUUGACAAGUGUUUUAUAAGCUAUUUAUACCACGUGGGAUCAUAUGAAAAUCCUGAAAUUCCUACCAACUCCCUCCCAGGAUCGCGCAGUAACAGCCAUAACACCCCAAAGUUAGCAGCAAUAGUUGCUGGAGGGGCUGCAGUUCUAUUCUUGGGUUUUAUUUUCAUCUCUUUGCUUAACUCUCGGCUUAAAAAGAACGAUUAUGAAUAGUAUAAACAAAAAUUCGUGAGACUAAGAGGAUAAUUUUGCAUGCAUAA
Messenger RNA from Arachis duranensis, 773 nucleotides. RefSeq names its product plasmodesmata-located protein 4-like. The coding region runs from base 1 to 726 and encodes 241 amino acids. NCBI's taxonomy places the organism in Eukaryota, Viridiplantae, Streptophyta, Magnoliopsida, Fabales, Fabaceae. The transcript has 4 exons. Gene Ontology annotation, cellular component: plasmodesma. The record is from RefSeq and is a predicted model, not a curated record. Gene Ontology annotation, biological process: plasmodesmata-mediated intercellular transport; transport of virus in multicellular host.